UAGUGCGUAAUUUUAACUCGAGAUGCGAGGAAUCAUUCAUUAGAAUUUCUAAAUCAAUAAAAAGUAUUUUUAAUUUUGAUUCCAAUAAAAAUUUUGUUGAUGUACUUGCAUUAAAUGCCAUGUGUUGAUUUUUUGCUUCGGAUUUUGUUUAGUUUUACAUUUUGUUUAAAUUGUUCUCUAUUGAAUAGAUUUAAAACAGACAGUAAAAUGAGACAAACGUCAAGCCAAUAUGUGGAAAUUACAGAUGAACCUUUAACAGGUUCAUUAGUUUCACUCGCAGAAGCAGUUAAUGAAGUCCUGCAAGAGCGUAUCAAAAAUUUAAGAAAGGAUAUUGAAUUCGUAAAAACUAUUCGAAGAUCAACUAGUUAUCAACUACUAGUUAAAGAAUCAGACCCAGCAUUGGCAGAAGUUAAUAAUGAUCUGAAAGAGCGUGUGGAAAAAAUACAAAUAGAAAUAGCAUCUAUAUGCAAAGUCGUUGAGGAUUUACGCAGUCAAGUAAAGACUGGGAGCAGAAAAUCUAAAACCAAUAAUACUUUUUUACCCAGUGUUGCGGUGUAAAAAUAUAUUUGUAGUACGUAAUUAUUUCAUUUUU
Molecule: messenger RNA, 592 nt
Organism: Trichogramma pretiosum
Lineage: Eukaryota; Metazoa; Arthropoda; Insecta; Hymenoptera; Trichogrammatidae
Exons: 2
Coding region: 115-558 (147 amino acids)
Source: RefSeq, a predicted model, not a curated record